UAAUAAGCACACCCCCACAUAUAAUGCUUUAGCUGUAGCCCUUAUGCAAAGGAAUACCUUAAAGCAAGUUAUUAUUGAGCCUAACGAAUCAAACAUCUAUUUUAUGAAUUUAAAAAAUAUUUUCUUGUUUAAAUCUAAAUUAAUAGACUCAACUCUAUUUCUGAUCAUCAACUUCAAUUGUUUUCACCUUGAUUAAUGCAUUUGGAUCUACAUGGAUGACAGAAGGCAACGAGCAGAAAAAGAAGAGGAUGAAAGGUUACUCUGACAUUCCCAGGCUCUCUCCUUCAAUGCUAAAUCAGCAGGAGUUCUUUGCUAGCCUGAAGGGUGAACAAGUGGCUGCUAGGGUCGCGCUAGAGGAUGGUGAAAAGGAUGAGUGGGUCAUUGUUAAAGUUACUCAUUAUGACAAAGAAACAAAAGAAUUUGAAGUUCUAGACGAGGAGCCAGGUGAAGAUGAGGAAGGUGGUGCCCACAUAAAGUACAAGCUACCCUGGUCACAUAUUAUACCUUUCCCCAAGAUAAGUGAUCUUGCAACCACUCAAGAAUUCCCUCCUGGAAAACAAGUUUUGGCAGUUUACCCAGGAACCACAGCCCUGUACAAAGCCACAGUAGUCCAGGCUCGCAAGAGGAAGACCGACGAUUACACAUUGGAGUUUGAUGAUGAUGAGGAAGAUGGGUCUCUACCUCAACGCUUGGUGCCCUUUAACCAGGCUGUUGCUCUUCCAGAUGGUCAUCGCCAGUGAAAUAUAGUUAUUUAUGACUCUUUAACACGUCCAGAGUUGCUAGAUUUGGACCAUCUUGCUGUAUGUAUCUAGUCUUAUAAGGGUGAGCUAUGGACCUAUUCGCUUUUAGUUCGUGGCAUUGCUACUUAUCCAAAAAAACAACUUUUAUCUUUGUCGUACAAUGUAUUUAUCCAAAAAAAAUUGUUGUACGAUUGUCUAAUUGUAGUGUUCUUGCUGUACAGUAGUUGGACAUGAAAAUAAAAUCCUAGUAUUUUGAGCUGUAAA
Messenger RNA from Nicotiana tabacum (common tobacco), 1004 nucleotides. Its product is annotated as SAGA-associated factor 29 homolog A-like. NCBI's taxonomy places the organism in Eukaryota, Viridiplantae, Streptophyta, Magnoliopsida, Solanales, Solanaceae. Gene Ontology annotation, cellular component: SAGA complex. The record is from RefSeq and is a predicted model, not a curated record.